Molecule: messenger RNA, 2551 nt
Organism: Otolemur garnettii (small-eared galago)
Lineage: Eukaryota; Metazoa; Chordata; Mammalia; Primates; Galagidae
Gene: PLEKHO2
Product: pleckstrin homology domain containing O2
Exons: 6
Coding region: 129-1652 (507 amino acids)
Biological process (GO): macrophage apoptotic process
Source: RefSeq, a predicted model, not a curated record
CUUGGGCCCCAGGAGGCGGGCGGGACAGAUCGCAGAGAGCCGCCGCCCGGCGGGGAGUAGAUGGAGGUGGCCGAGCCCGCGCGGCGCCGGGAGUGAGCGGCAGAGCAGGGGACCGCAGAGGACUCGCCAUGGAGGAGGAGGGUGUAAAGGAUGUGGGUGAGAAGCCUCGAGGAGCACGGACGGCAGACAAGGCUGGCUGGAUCAAGAAGAGCAGUGGGGGCCUCCUGGGUUUCUGGAAAGACCGAUAUCUGCAGCUCUGCCAGGCCCAGCUGCUGGUCUAUGAGAACGAGGACGAGCAGAAAUGUGUAGAGACGGUGGAGCUGGGAAGCUAUGAGAAGUGCCAGGACCUUCGUGCCCUCCUCAAGCGGAAACACCGAUUUAUCCUGCUUCGAUCCCCAGGGAACAAGGUCAAUGACAUCAAAUUCCAGGCACCCAGUGGGGAGGAGAAGGAUUCCUGGAUCAAAGCCCUCAAUGAAGGGAUCAACCGAGGCAAGAACAAGGCUUUUGAUGAGGUAAAGGUAGACAAGAGCUGUGCCCUGGAGCAUGUGACCCGGGACCGUGUGCGGGGAGGCCAGCGGCGCCGGCCACCAACAAGAAUCCACCUGAAGGAGGUAGCCAGCGCAGCUUCUGAUGGGCUUCUGCGCCUGGACCUUGAUGUUCCAGACAGUGGACCACCAGUGUUUGCCCCCAGCAAUGAUGACAGCUCAGAUCAGCCCCGGGAGACACCACAGCCCCCCAUGCCUCCAACCAAGCCUUCCCCGGCACCAGAGACGACCAGCCUUAGUCACACAGUGGAGACUCCUGUUGGGGAGAGAACCCCAAUCCCUGUGGGGGAGAGAGCCCCAACCCCUGUCUCAGCAAGCUCUGAAGUCCACCCUGAGAGCCCAGAGGACUCAGAGACCCCCAUAGGCGAGGACAGCAGCUCUGGGCAGCCCCCCAACAGCACCCUGCCUGAUAAACUGAAGGUAAACUGUGAGAACCCCAGUUCCCAGGAGCCCCCUGCUCCAGAAAGCACAGAACUGUCCCAGGAGCCCUGUCCUGAGACUUCAGAGGCCAUGUCCAGAAAGGGUGGGAAGCCUCCUACACCCCCGCCUAAGAUCUUAUCGGAGAAACUGAAAGCCUGUGUGAGUGAGAUGAAGGCUUCUGGGCCAGCCCAGAGUCCUGGGACCCCUGAGAUCUCUGUCCCUGGCCCAACACAGGUCUCAGUGAAUGGCAUGGAUGACAGUUCUGAGCCUGCCAAGCCAUCUCAAACCACAGGCACCCCAGAAACUCCCCCAAAGGAUGCAACAACAUCUACAGUACUGCCCCCCUGGGAUCUGCCACCUCAAUUCCAUCCCCGCUGCUCCUCCCUUGGGGACCUGCUUGGGGAAGGCCCCCGGCGUCCCCGGCAGCCUGGGGAACGGCUAUAUCGGGCCCAGCUGGAGGUAAAGGUGGCCUCAGAACAGACGGAGAAACUGUUGAACAAGGUCCUGGUCAGUAAGCCGGCUCCUGUGAGCGCUGAGACAUUGCUGAGCCAGGCUGUGGAGCAGCUAAGGCAGGCCACCCAGGUCCUGCAGGAAAUGAGAGAUUUGGGAGACCUGAACCAGGAAGCGCCUGGGCUAAGGGAGAAGCAGAAGGAGCUUGUGACCCUGUACAGAAGAAGUGCUCCCUAGGGCCCACCAGGCCAGGGGCUCAGUCCCUUCUGGUCGCCUCUGUCCAUUAAAGCCCAGUCCUGCUGAGAAAUGUGCUUCUGUUCAGGCUACAGAAGGACCAUUGGGCAGGUCAGGAUUUGGCCAGCACCUGAAGAGACUCCUGGUGUCCUUCUUGCCCUGCUCUGGCCAGUGGUGCCAGGUGUCACCCAGGGCCACUGUCUGGCUGUCUGACCUGUUCUCUGGGCUCUGGGCCUGAGCUAGGAGCACACACACUGGGACCUAUGUGCUUGUGUGGUUGUUCCAAACUGCCCCAGGGCUUUGGCACACCAUUUGGGGUUUCUGGGGGUGGCAUCAUCUCUGUAGUUUACAUUCCUGACUUCUGAAUAGAGCACAGCUGAGCCUUCUGCAGCCCCCAUCUCCAAAUAUUCCCAGGCAAAGAGCUUCAUGGCAAGGCUGCCUCAAAGCCAACUCCUCCCCCCCCUUCUGAAUAGCUGCAGAGGUCUGGGGUCCAGGGCAUAGGUUCAUUUCCCAUCUGGCAAAACAAGGGCAUUUUUGACAGCCCCCUCUUUGUUGGCCAGCUAUGAUUAGGGGGCUUAGAUCUGGAGGAAUCCAGAGUGGAAGAGGACCUGCUAGUCUAGUGUCUGCCCCAGGGUUACCUUGUAUCUACCCUUGCACAUUCCUGAAGAGGUGAGCCCUAGAGAGACCCUCACGUCAACACCAGAAAAACCUGUAGGUGGGAUAGUUAUAAACCAACCUUCCAAAGAGAAUCCUCUCAACCUCUGCUGCCUGAGAUGGGUUUUGUUUGGGCCGCUGUGGUUCCUUCUGCCUCAAACAAGUCCAGUAUCCCAGUCAUUUUGUCAGAUGCUGAUGCAUUUAUGUUGGGAUCUGAAUCCACUUCCCCCCUCUCCUCUUUCCCCCUA